UUGUUGGUGGAGCAAGUGGCAGUACUACUUAUCUCAGUAGUGCUGAGUUAUACAAUCCAUCAACAGGCACCUGGACAACUACAGGAAACAUGAACGUUGCACGAUAUUUACAUACAGCAUCCACAUUAACAAAUGGAUAUGUAUUAGUUGCUGGUGGAUCCAACGACACUGGUCGUAGUUAUCUCAAAAGUGUUGAAUUAUACAAUCCAUCGACAGGCACUUGGACUAACAUAGGAAACAUGAAUAUAGCACGAUAUUUACACACAGCAUCCAUAUUAACAAAUGGAUAUGUAUUAGUUGCUGGCGGAGCCAACGAACCUGGUAGUUUUCUUGCUAGUGCUCAAUUGUACAAUCCAUCAACAGGCACUUGGACAAACACAGAAAACAUGAAGGUUGCACGAACUUCUCACACGGCAUCAGUAUUAUCAAAUGGAAAAGUAUUAGUUACUGGCGGAUUAAAUUCUAAUGGUAUUUUAAGGAGUGCUGAGCUGUAUGAUCCAUCAACAGGCACUUGGACAACCACAGGAAGUAUGAAUAUUGCACGAAAUGAACACACAGCAUCCACAUUAGCAAACGGAUUAGUAUUAGUUACUGGUCAACCGAGCAAUCCUUCUUCCAUUAGUACUGAAUUCUACAAUCCAACAACAGGCAAUUGGACAAUUACAGCAAAUUUGAAUAUUGCACGAUCAGGUCACACAGUAUUCACAUUAGCAAAUGGAAGAGUAUUAGUUACUGGUGGAUGGAGCCCCGGUGUUGGGCUUCUAAAUAGUACCGAGCUUUAUUAA
Adineta steineri is the source of this 785-nucleotide messenger RNA. Lineage: Eukaryota; Metazoa; Rotifera; Eurotatoria; Adinetida; Adinetidae. The record is from the annotation of a GenBank genome assembly.